AUGAGUAGUGACGUCAAACUCGCUAACCGCGUCAUAAACAGGUUAAAGUGGCUUGUCAGUGGAUUGAGCAACAGCAUUCACAAAGUGCAGCGACACGCCGCUAAAAAUAUGAACAUUAGAAGCAGCAUCAGCAUCACCACAACAUCAGCAUCAGUACCACCUCCACUACCACAACAGCAUCAGCAUCACCACAACAUCAGCAUCAGUACCACCUCCACUACCACAACAGCAUCAGCAUCACCACAACCCAACAUCAGCAUCAGUACCACCUCCACUACCACAACAGCAUCAGCAUCACCACAACCCAACAUCAGCAUCAGUACCACCUCCACUACCACAACAGCACCAACAUCACCACAACCCAACAUCAGCAUCAGUACCACCUCCACUACCACAACAGCAUCAGCAUCACCACAACCCAACAUCAGCAUCAGUACCACCUCCACUACCACAACAGCAUCAGCAUCACCACAACCCAACAUCAGCAUCAGUACCACCUCCACUACCACAACAGCAUCAGCAUCACCACAACCCAACAUCAGCAUCAGUACCACCUCCACUACCACAACAGCAUCAGUAUCACCACAACCCAACAUCAGCAUCAGUACCACCUCCACUACCACAACAGCAUCAGCAUCACCACAACCCAACAUCAGCAUCAGUACCACCUCCACUACCACAACAGCAUCAGCAUCACCACAACCCAACAUCAGCAUCAGUACCACCUCCACUACCACAACAGCAUCAGCAUCACCACAACCCAACAUCAGCAUCAGUACCACCUCCACUACCACAACAGCAUCAGCAUCACCACAACCCAACAUCAGCAUCAGUACCACCUCCACUACCACAACAGCAUCAGCAUCACCACAACCCAACAUCAGCAUCAGUACCACCUCCACUACCACAACAGCAUCAGCAUCACCACAACCCAACAUCAGCAUCAGUACCACCUCCACUACCACAACAGCAUCAGCAUCACCACAACCCAACAUCAGCAUCAGUACCACCUCCACUACCACAACAGCAUCAGCAUCACCACAUCCCAACAUCAGCAUCAAUACCACCUCCACUACCACAACAGCAUCAGCAUCACCACAACACAUACAUCACCUCCACAACUACACGAUCACAAUUACAUCACCACCAAAUCAAAAACAACACCCAUACAUUAUUUGUCACAACAGCUACCCAAACCCUCGCCACCCACCACAACUCUCUGACUCCACAGCACUCACAGGAAAAAAAUAUACGAACG
This is a messenger RNA of Procambarus clarkii (red swamp crayfish), 1258 nucleotides long. NCBI's taxonomy places the organism in Eukaryota, Metazoa, Arthropoda, Malacostraca, Decapoda, Cambaridae. The record is from RefSeq and is a predicted model, not a curated record.